This is a messenger RNA of Pteropus alecto (black flying fox), 1622 nucleotides long. RefSeq names its product ephrin A3 (gene EFNA3). The transcript has 5 exons. Lineage: Eukaryota; Metazoa; Chordata; Mammalia; Chiroptera; Pteropodidae. Gene Ontology annotation, molecular function: ephrin receptor binding. Gene Ontology annotation, biological process: ephrin receptor signaling pathway; axon guidance. The coding region runs from base 31 to 723 and encodes 230 amino acids. Gene Ontology annotation, cellular component: plasma membrane. The record is from RefSeq and is a predicted model, not a curated record.
CGGGGGGCGGCGGCGGCGGCGGCUCCGGGGAUGGCGGCGGCUCCGCUGCUGCUGCUGCUGCUGCUCGUGCCCGUGCCGCUGCUGCCGCUGCUGGCCCAGGGGCCCGGGGGGGCGCUGGGGAAUCGGCAUGCGGUGUACUGGAACAGCUCCAACCAGCACCUGCGGCGAGAGGGCUACACGGUGCAGGUGAACGUGAACGACUACCUGGACAUUUACUGCCCGCACUACAACAGCUCGGGGCCGGGCGGCGGGGCGGAGCAGUACGUGCUGUACAUGGUGAGCCGCGCGGGCUACCGCACCUGCAACGCCAGCCAGGGCUUCAAGCGCUGGGAGUGCAACCGGCCGCACGCGCCCCACAGCCCCAUCAAGUUCUCGGAGAAGUUCCAGCGCUACAGCGCCUUCUCGCUGGGCUACGAGUUCCACGCGGGCCACGAGUACUACUACAUCUCCACGCCCACCCACAACCUGCACUGGAAGUGUCUGAGGAUGAAAGUGUUCGUCUGCUGCGCCUCCACACCGCCCUCCGGGGAGAAGCCGGUCCCCACUCUCCCCCAGUUCACCAUGGGCCCCAAUGUGAAGAUCAACGUGCUGGAAGACUUUGAGGGAGAGAAUCCCCAGGUGCCGAAGCUGGAGAAGAGCAUCAGCGGGACCAGCCCCAAGCGGGAGCGCCUGCCCCUGGCGGUGGGCAUCGCCUUCUUCCUCCUGACACUCUGGGCCUCCUAGCUCUGCCCCUCCCCUGCCGGGGGGAGAGAUGGGGCAGGCCGGGCGGGAAUAGGGGGCCUUCGGCCUCUCCGCGGGGAGCCCAGCCCCCGCCCGGCAGUGAGGCCCUCCUGCCCCUCCCCCCCGUAGGGCGCUGUAGUGGGGCAGCCGCAGGUCCCAGGGGCCUCGUGGCUCUGGUAAUGUUUGGUACCAAACUGGGGGCCGUAAGGGCAGCGCUCAGGACUCCCUGCCCCCCGGUACCUUUCUCUGAUCCCCUGCGCCCUCCCGCUUCGUCCCCGCAGAUAGACGAGCAAAUCGAAGCGUGGAAGACACCCCCACCCCUGUCUUCCAGGGGCAGAAAACGGGGAGGGGACUAGGUGGGGAGGGGGUGGCAUCGCCCGCGGUUCCCUUCCCCUGUUUACAGCAAUAAGCACGUCCUCCUCCCCCCACUCGCACCCCAGGAUUGUGGUUUGGAUUGAAUCCAAGUUUACAAGUAGACACCCCUGGGGGGGGCGGGCAGUGGACAAGGGCAGCGCGGGGUGGGCACUGGGUGCCAGGCAGGCAUGUACAGACUCUAUAUCUCUAUAUAUAAUGUACAGACGGACAGAGUCCCUCCCCCUCCUUAACCCCUGACCUUCCCUGACCCCCCCCUCUUCCAGCUUCGGGCCCCAUCCCCACCAGGCUACCCCCCAGGGGGACCCCCUGGCCCCUCUUUUGUCUUCUGUGAAGACAAGACCUAUGCAACGCACAGACACUUUUGGAGACCGUGAGAACAAUGCCCUGUCCCCUGCAGCCGGGAGCCUGAGGCUCCCAGGACCCUGCCCUGCCCGCCCUCCGUGGUCCCCACCCAUUCUCCUGGGCCUUUUUCAAGUGCUUUGGCUGUGACUUUCAUACUCUGCUCUUAGUCUAAAAAAAAAAAUAAA